Messenger RNA from Striga hermonthica, 828 nucleotides. The record is from the annotation of a GenBank genome assembly. NCBI's taxonomy places the organism in Eukaryota, Viridiplantae, Streptophyta, Magnoliopsida, Lamiales, Orobanchaceae.
UCACGCUGGCGAAGGGUGCGAUUGCGUGCCAACAAAGAGAUGAAAGACAAGAUCGAUAAUCUCGAUGUUCAAGUCCGUAGUAUGAGCGAGGCCAUGAAUACCUUAGGCGACGGGCUCGAUAUAACUAAGGCAUCUGUUCAUGAAUUGAUGGAGAUCAUGAACCGCCGUUUCGAUGAGAUGACGCGCAACAUGAUGGCGCGCCAAUCACCGCCCCGACGACCCAAUCGCGAUCGGCCCGAUCAUGAAGGACGCCGCGAACGCGAGCAUGACGAUGACCAAGCGCGACGAUGCGAGGACCGAGAGCUCGAACGACGCCAUGACCGUGAGCGACACGACGAGGAACGGCGAUAUGAUGAGCACGAGCGAGACGUGGACCGCGAGCAACAACGCGAGGAGUACGAGCGGGAAGACGACUUCGACCGACGGUCCCAGGCGUCUAACCGCCACGACCGACCGAAGCCAGAAAAGCCAAAGCUCGUGUUAUCCACCUUCACCGGCGCAGAUCCCGAUGCAUGGCUCAACCGGGCUGCCCAAUAUUUCGAGCUGAAUGAGAUCGAAGGCAGCGAUCGGGUAAAGUACGCUGCUUACUAUCUUGAUGGAGAAGCCAACGUGUGGUGGCAGUGGCUUACAAGCGUCUACCGUGGCCGACGACAAGUCAUCAGGUGGAACGACUUCGAGCGCGAGUUACUUACGCGUUUCGGAACAUCCGACUACCACAACUACAAUGAGGCGCUAUCACGCAUACGGCAAACAGGAAGCUUGCGCGACUAUCUAAAGGAGUUCGAGCGAUUGGCAUAUCGCGUACGUGGCUGGCCCGAGACCGCGUUG